AAGCUCUUAAGAUCCAUCACGGGGUUCUACCAAUCCGUCAUCCGAGCCGCUGCCCACACCAUCACGCAUGACGAUCGUCCACCACAGUUGUUCUCCACGGGAUCUCGUCGAAUUUCAAUGAUCGGCGUCCUUGAACGAGGGUGAAAAGCGCGAAAGUACUGGUACCCGCAGUAGUAAUAACCCGGUGGUGUCAGCCAAUUCAGAAUACCGGAAGUGGACAGGAAGGAAGAGGACGAGAAGAUCACGCGAGUACGAGCGAGGGAAGACAGGACCAGGUUGAUCCUGCCGGCGAAGGUCGAGGUAACCAGUUCGGAUUUGGCGCCAUGACGUCCGGAGCGCGUCUGAUAGAGAACAGGCUCUGUCACUGAGCAGUAACGCGCGUCUCGGAGCAAGUGCAGAUUGGCGCUAAAGGCUGAAGGUCACGAAGAUGCAGCCGGUCGCAUGAUUGCCCGGGACACUUCGAACGAAGUCUCGCCGAGACGCUCAAGUGCCUUGUGAUUCUCUCUCUCGCGGUGAUUGGUGUGCGUGAGAACGGUUUUGGUGAACCCCAUAAAGUGGAGCGGACUGCUCGGAAAACAUACUGACGAUCCUCUUUUCCUCCCCCUCCCCCCCUCUCUUUUUCUUUCUCUCCCUCUUUUUCGGCCUAAUCGCAUCUUCCGCGUAAUCGGAGGAGACACGAGUUUUCCACUCGGAGUUAAUAAAUUCGUGACGUAUAGGAAGGAAGAAAGCGAAACUGGAUCGUGCGGAUCGCGAUCGUGAUCGAGGCCGGUCGCCCAGUUCCGGCGGAAUACCGACUUCAGGGCACGAUAAGGGGACCGAGCGAUUACUGGAGGUGGAGAACGUAUGGUUGCGUAAGUUCAGGAAGAAGCUGGCGUUGCGAGAUAAACGACGAAGAAAGAGACUUUCUUCGCGGAUGAGACCGGAGCUACGCGAAAAGAAGUAGAAGAAGAGAAAGCACUGAGAGAGAAGAACACUGAAGAAGAAAGAAAAGGUUUUCUACAAUCUUCAGGGAGACUAUUCAACGAAAGGGGAGAAGUAAUAGGGACGGAAAGGGAAGAUACUAGUGUAGGAAUUAUUAGGUAUAUUAACGAAGAACGCUUCUAUUAAGGAAAAUUAAGAAAAAUUCUAAAAUCUUGAGGGAAGACAAGAGGUUGGCGGGAACGACGAUGCCAUUGAUCAUCUGAUCGUUUCCUUUCCGCGACGAAGGCCGAUCGUAGAGCUCGGAUCCGACCAAGGGCGACCUUGAACAAGAUGGUCACGAGGGCGCUGCUACUACUCUCGCUGGUCCUCCUCGGUGCCUUCGACGCGCCCGGCAUCGAGAGAGCCCACGUCCGACACUUGGCGAUGGCCGGUAACGCCUGCAACGCCUGCAGGAUGCACGAGGAGAUUCGCGCGCUCAGUUUAGAAGCGAUCAAGGAGCAGAUCCUGAACAAGCUCGGCCUGAAGCAGGCGCCGAACAUGACCGGCCGGGCGCUGCCGAGGAUCCCGCCGAUCUCGAAGCUGAUGGACAUGUACGGGAUGCAGGCCGACCAGCCGCAGCCUCUCGAGCCCGGUAUCACGCACCACGAGGAGAUCGACGAAUACGCCGCGAAGACGGAGAGUGUCUUUGCCUUGGCGCAGCCUCAUCAGAGGCUAAGGCACUCGAAGGGCAGCCUGGACGUGCUGUACUUCAAGUUCUCCGAUAAGGUCGUCCAGCAUCGCGUCACUAGGGCGGAGCUGUCUCUGUGGAUAUGGGGCGUGAAUCAGGAAGUUACGGAGCUCGGCGAGCCGAUGGAUCUGGACGGCCAUCAGGACGCCGGUCCGGUGACGAUCACGUUGCAGAGGAUCCUUCGGGGCGCGACCGAGACGGGUGGGCCCCUGCUGGGUCCACCACUGACCACGAAACACCCCCGACCGUACGGACGGCGGGGCGGCUGGAUCACGAUCGAGCUCAGACGAAUGGUGGCGGAGUGGUUCAAGCAUCCGAGGGAUAAUCUCGGGGUCGCCCUGAAGAUCAUCGGGCCCGGCAGCAAUCAUCGCAGGAACUCGGCCCGGCUGGUCGAGACCAAUCCCGGCGCGGAGUACGCCCCGUAUCUCGAGGUGCAGAUGCAGGAGCUCGAUUCGCGAAGGGGCUCCAGGAUCAAGAGGAACGUGGGACUCAAUUGCGACGAGGCCAGCCAGGAGACCAGGUGUUGCCGGUACAAGCUCACGGUGGACUUUGAGAAAUUCGGCUGGGAUUGGAUAAUCGCACCUAAGAAAUACGAUGCCAAUUACUGCUCGGGUGACUGUCCGAUGGCCUUUCUCCCGGCCUAUCCGAACACGCAUAUCGUCAGCCUGGCCGAACCGCCGAACAACACCGGGCCGUGUUGCGCACCUAGGAAGCUGUCCGAAAUUACGAUGUUGUAUUUCGACAACGAGUACCAGAUCGUGUUCUCGCGGUUGCCGGGCAUGGUCGUCGAGAAAUGCGGGUGCUCAUAGUCCACCUUCGCUUCUGGCCUAAACGAAAGCGACGUGGGCGACGCCGAGAGUUCCGCACGGAUGCCGCGAUGCUCUCCCUCUGAUCAAUCUCGACGAUCAUCGUCAUUGUCCUCGUCAAUCGUCGUCGAUUGUCGUCGUCGUCGUCGUCGUCGUGUUCACGGCGAUUCCUCAUCCGAUAGACUGAAAGUGCCUUGUUCGGAGAGUGAUUGCGUGAUAUGCGGAUCUCUUUGGAGCGCGCGGUGGAGGAAACACAAAAGUGUGCGCGGGGUAGACGGUGUGAUGGUGAUUCGCGAGAGAGUCCCCCCCCCUCACGAAGACUGUGCUGGAUGCCAAGGGAAGUCCAAAGUGGGACUCGCGCCGUGUCAGAGGCACCUCAACGGGGUGAUCCAUGGUCCAUGGCAAGGCGGAUAGUUCCUAGAGUCACGGUAUUAUUUUUAAGACGCCGAUACGUUUGCACUUGAUCCACAAAAAAAUCCUGAUUACGGCCUCGGAAUUACGAUUCCCUCCCUUAAAAAAAAAAAUCGCGAAUUUUUUAUUCCUCUAAGUCAAGAAAGGUGGGUAGAAUAAGGAUAUUUAUAAACGCCCGUGUAGUUAUUGCGCAAGCGUUACGUUCACGGAACUCGUAACCAUAGUUUUGCCAACAAGCAGCGCAAAACUUUGUUGAACAUUUUCAUUAUUGCGCCGCGGCGAGACUACGUAUAAAUUAGGAUACAAUACGCGGCCGUUUCGCGUCGCGAGACCCGUAAUUUUUAUCUCUCCCAUUUCUUUACGUCAUAUGCGAAAUACAAAAUGCGUUGUUAUCGAAACAAAGGUCGUCGACGAUCGGUGGAAACGUGUUGGCCAACAGAUCUCGGUGUACAGUAAAAAUCGUUGUUUUUUUCUAAUGGUUUUUUUCCCUCUCCCCCUCGUCUUUCUACAAUUAUAUUAUAUAUAUAGAAACGUUUCAUUACAUGAUCGUUUCUUUUUUUUUUAGCGAAUUGUGAGUGCAUGUGCGAGAGAGCGUGUCGAAUUAUGUAAAUAAGUCGUAAGCAGGCAAGAAUGUGGUGUCGCUUCGCUGACACUCCCACGUCCUGGGAGAAUCCGACGAGGAUGUUACUCGUGUAUUGGCGGAGAAAUCCCUCAGCCCUCCUAGUUUUUUUUUUUUUUUUUUUUUUCUAACGCGAGUACGGCUCUAAAGUAAUAAAUUGUAAUUUGUAAUUAUAAAAUGGCGCCAAUAUCCGGCUAAUCGCGCUCGGAACUUUUUAUAUAUCGCGCCAAUUGGAAAGUUCAUAUUCACGUCCCCCUCCCCCUUCGUCAUUCGUCACGCAGAACGAGUGUCGAGCGUUUAUUUCUAGAUAAAUAAACAUUUAUUCGCGCGAAACAAGAUGCGCGACGCGCGCGCCUGAUUUUCGUAUAGCUUUCUUCGUAACUUACGGUAUUAAUAGCUGAUGCAUUUCAGCGCGUCGGGUGACGCGCUUCGUCGAAGAAGGGACGGCGACUUUUUAUUGGAACGCGCGUCCCUUCCUAUUCCACGCGUUGUACAAUCUUGAAAAGGAAAGAAAAGAAAAAGAUUGGACAAGCGUUCUUUUUUUUUUUUUUAGACAAAAUUAUUCUAGAGGUAAUAUAUCUCGACAAGCGCUCUUAUUAGUUUUUAUAGACUCAUUAGGAUCCGUCCCUGAUCCUCGGGCAUAUACGCUAAUUAAUUACCACGGUGACAGAGAGGAUCAGUGCCGCAAUUAUGUAUAGACGUGUCCCCCGACGCUUGAACAAUUCCAAGUUAAAUGUAGCGAUUGAAACCAAUAUAAUUUCGAUCAAUUCAGAUCGCCGCGGGGUCGAUCGACGCGGAAAAACGACCGUUUAAUAAACAGGGUGUGCACCAUUUUUCUCUGAAACCUUCGGGUAACGUCGAGAUUCUACCGGUUUCAAUCCCUCGUGUUGUAUAGCGAUCUUCAAAAUCCGGGAACGUACUUGAAACUUCUCGUGCUAUCAGAGCUAACACUUAACUCCACGUUUUUCCCCCUCGGCUUCGAGUCAAGUGCACUGUAGCUACAUUUUGUAAAAUAGUAUACGAUGUACGAUGGACUUGCGCGCACCGUCCCUAAACUUCAUGUGAUUGUAAAGGAAAAAAGUCACACGCAACACAACACACAAAACACACGCGCACACACACACACACACACACACACACGCACACACACAUACGUACAUACAUCACGUACACAUGCACACAUACGAGUUUAUAAAGAAAACUGUGCGAUUUUUAUAAAGCGAUCAUUUAGAACGUAAGAGAAAGCUCCUUGAAAAAAAAUCGAUUCUUUUGUAAUUCCCCCUUCCUCCCCUCCUGUCAAGCUGUCCUUGUCUCUCCCUCCUUCCGGCCGUUCCUUUUCUCUCCUUCGUAUCUAUUACAUUUUCCAUUUUCAGUUUGUUUGUCUCAGUGUAUCAAUAAUUAAAAAGAUAAGGGAUUUGCUUAUCUUCCCCCCUCCCCCACCGCUCCCCAGAUAGCGAACGAGGACGGCAGAAAAAUGCAUACUUAUAUGUAUAAUGUGUACUUCCUAGGUAGGCACACAGCAUAGAUAGAAAAAUAUUUAUUCCAUGAAAUAAAUGGUUUUUCGAUGA
Molecule: messenger RNA, 5052 nt
Organism: Temnothorax curvispinosus
Lineage: Eukaryota; Metazoa; Arthropoda; Insecta; Hymenoptera; Formicidae
Product: growth/differentiation factor 8
Exons: 3
Coding region: 1252-2457 (401 amino acids)
Biological process (GO): SMAD protein signal transduction
Cellular component (GO): extracellular region
Molecular function (GO): cytokine activity; growth factor activity
Source: RefSeq, a predicted model, not a curated record